Messenger RNA from Tripterygium wilfordii, 1629 nucleotides. Its product is annotated as PTI1-like tyrosine-protein kinase 1. The coding region runs from base 240 to 1352 and encodes 370 amino acids. Gene Ontology annotation, biological process: protein phosphorylation. Gene Ontology annotation, molecular function: protein tyrosine kinase activity; ATP binding. The transcript is spliced from 8 exons. The record is from RefSeq and is a predicted model, not a curated record. Lineage: Eukaryota; Viridiplantae; Streptophyta; Magnoliopsida; Celastrales; Celastraceae.
ACCGCGUUGCCUCUCUGUCUUUCGGUUUUUCUCUGCUGCCGAUUCCAUCUAAAAAGGCAAACGCACCGAAGGAAAGCUCAACAAAAGAAAAACCCAAUUCUCGCUUCAACAAACAUAGCAACCCUAAUAAAGAGAGAGAAGAAGAAGAAGAGCAGGCACAUGCACCAUCUCCUCGUGUAUUUGUACGUCUGGAGAAACCAAGUGCUCAAGACGAUUUAUAUCUGAGGAAGAGAGUCAGGAUGCGUAAGUGGCUGUGCUGUACAUGUCAAGUAGAAGAGUCUUAUCCGUCAAAUGAAAAUGAACACCUGAAGAGCCCAAAUAAUCAUACAGAUGGAUAUCCGAAAGGCUCAAAGGUGUCAGCUCCUGUCAAAUCUGAAGUGCAAAAGGCAGUACCUAUCAUUGAAGUGCCUGCAUUGUCUUUGGAGGAACUGAAAGAGAAGACUGAGAAUUUUGGAUCAAAGGCUUUGAUUGGUGAAGGAUCUUAUGGGAGGGUGUAUUAUGCAAACCUCGAUAAUGGAAAAGCUGUAGCUGUAAAAAAGCUUGAUGUUUCAUCUGAGCCAGAAUCAAAUGUUGAGUUCUUGACUCAGGUCUCCAUGGUCUCGAGAUUGAAGAAUGACAAUAUUGUGGAGUUGCUUGGUUACUGUGUUGAGGGGAAUCUCCGUGUGCUUGCAUACGAGUUUGCAAGAAUGGGAUCUCUACAUGACAUAUUGCAUGGUAGAAAGGGAGUUCAAGGGGCACAACCGGGUCCAACACUUGAUUGGAUGCAUCGUGUAAGAAUCGCAGUUGAUGCAGCAAGAGGGUUGGAAUACUUGCAUGAGAAGGCUCAGCCACCGGUUAUACACAGGGACAUUAGAUCGAGCAAUGUGCUUCUCUUUGAAGACUUUAAAGGCAAGAUUGCAGAUUUCAACCUUUCAAAUCAGACUCCUGACAUGGCUGCUCGUCUUCAUUCCACUCGAGUUUUGGGAACCUUUGGUUAUCAUGCUCCAGAGUAUGCAAUGACCGGACAGCUGACCCAGAAGAGCGAUGUGUACAGCUUUGGGGUGGUUCUGCUGGAACUUCUAACUGGGAGAAAACCUGUUGAUCAUACCAUGCCUCGUGGGCAACAGAGUCUUGUUACCUGGGCUACUCCAAGACUGAGUGAAGACAAAGUUAAGCAGUGUGUAGAUCCAAAGCUAAAGGGAGAAUAUCCUCCUAAAGGAGUUGCCAAGUUGGCGGCGGUGGCAGCACUAUGCGUGCAGUAUGAAGCUGAGUUCCGGCCAAAUAUGAGCAUUGUUGUCAAGGCUCUGCAACCGCUUCUGAAGGCUCCGGCUCCAGCUCCAGCUCCAGCUACGACUGCAGCUCCCGAGACUUAGUGCCUGCUAUACGCAGUAACUGAAUUGUGCUGGGAUCUCAGGAAAUUGUGCAGAGUUUGAUACGUCUGGCCAGCGAUUUCAUCAGUUCUCUCAUAUAUUUUUUUAAAUCUUUUCGUAUGUGAGAUUAGAUGUUUAGAAUUGGAUUGGAUUGAGCUGUUUAAUGUUGCAGUUGCUGGUGUUGUACCAGGAUGGAUGUACUCAUGUCUUGAGUUUAAAAAUUGAGAUUGGGUUUGUUCGAGGUGUUUAUAUUUGUCAAUUGAUUAAUGUUUUUCCUUAA